Dermacentor andersoni is the source of this 2057-nucleotide messenger RNA. RefSeq lists its product as uncharacterized. NCBI's taxonomy places the organism in Eukaryota, Metazoa, Arthropoda, Arachnida, Ixodida, Ixodidae. The record is from RefSeq and is a predicted model, not a curated record. Gene Ontology annotation, molecular function: peptidase activity. Gene Ontology annotation, biological process: protein modification by small protein removal.
AACGAAGUGAACGAGAAAUGGCGGUGCCGCCACUUGCGUCGUGCGAACGUCCGCGUGUGACGCGCGCAUUGCUAUCAGUAUUUUACCGUUAUUUUACGCUUAUACUUACGCUGAUACUUACGCCAGCUUUUACGCCGAAAUUUGAACGCUUCUCACACAGCAAAGAAGGGCUGAGUCAAUUGCCAUUCGCAAGAUAAUGAUAAUGCGGCCCAAAACGUGCGCUUCUUCACCACUGGUUGGUCGCUUAUGUUGUCUCGAGGCAAAAAGCACUAGCGUGUUGCGUGGUGGGACCAUUAUAUGAUAAAUCAUUUCUCAUCUUGAAGUCACGCCGUCUGGCUGAUGUAGCAGACGAUUAUUCGUCAGCUUAUUCUUAUUAUAGAUUAUUAUAGAUUAGACGACAGCUUAUUCAGGCGUCUCCUGCCGCGCUUACUUCGUCGAGGCAAUGAAGUAGCCACGAAAUUGCCAGCUUUCUUCAGCUGGCCACAAGUCUCGGCGACAUGGCAAGCGCAUCGCGCGAUUACGCCGAGUCCAGCUUCGAAGUAACGCUCUACGUGUACGACCUGUCCAAAGGACCCGUCAAACAACCCUCUCCCGUUCUCCCCGGAAAGCAUCAGGCCGGCAUGUGGCAGACGAGUAUUGUCGUCCACGGCACGGAGUGCUCCUACGGCCCGUCGGGCAUCGGCAGCCGCCCACUGCAGGAAAAGACCGUCCUCGGCAAACCGAGCCAAGUCAUCAGCCUUGGUCGCACGGAGAUACCUCGUGACACCUACUUGGAGUACAUUCGCAAACUGGGAGAGUCCAGCUACAAGGCAAGCUCGUACGACCUGUCCCGCCUCAACUGCAACCACUUCUCGCAAGACGUCGCCUUGUGCUUGACCGGCCGUUCCAUUCCGGCAGAGUUCCUGGAACCCUCCGACGAGCUGAAGCCACUUGGUAGCACUCCGGGGACUUCCUUUGAGUGCACCUCGAGCAGGGCUAGUGAGGGGCCGAGAUCUCCACACGGAGCACAUGAAAGAACGGAGACUUCGCCCUCCCUGAAACGCCGGUGCCGUCCGCAGCCCGGCUUGGCUCGCGGUGGAGCGCCACGAGAGACUAGUCCUGAUGCAGGAAGGGGUGAAGAAAACGAGGAUGAAAGCGGCGUAGAACAACCCGUCUUCUACCCUCAGGUCGACGGCAUCGCUGCUUUCAAGGAAAUCGAAGGACACCUGAACACAACCGCAACCACCGAAAACGAGUGGUCACAGCUGCGCAAGCUCUGCGAGUUCGUCGCCACUGGCAACGACGCUUGGGAGCUCGGCCCAGAGCUGCUCGACCUGCUAGAAAAACUGUUGACGUCGCGCGACGCGACGUGCGCGGCGCGAUUGUCGCUACUGCGCAUGCUCCAGGCGGCGGCUCUAACUGAGGACGUCAUCCUCCUCUUGCACCAGGACCGCAGGAAGCACGUCGUCAUGAACUACGUCAACCGAAUCGUCAACCUUCCCCCGCAGGAGCAGGACGAAGUGCUCAAGUUGCUCUGUAACCUGUGCAGCCACGACGCCAGCUGCGAGUGGCUGCUGUACAUAACCGAGUGGCGAGACAACAGCGGCCGGGUGUGCAGCAAUGCUAAAGCCACUGUCCGCGCCGUGGUCCACGGGCUCCUUAGCGACCGGCUGAUCGCGCGGGAGUUCGGCGCCGCGCUCGUCUUCAAUCUCACCACGAGGGAGCUGUUCGACGACGCUGCCGAGAGGCUGUCCGCGGCCAUCGCGCAGUUUUUGCAGGGGGAUCUCAGCGAAGAACAGGCUUACCGCUCUGUGACGGCUCUACAUCGCCUUCUGCGGGUCAACUACGAUUACGUGUCCGCAAAGAUCCGGACGAUCAUGCCGUACCUACGGAAGCUGUCUGGUUCUUCCGAGCGCGUCAAGAAGCAGGUCGGUCGUAUCAACAGUAGGAUUUCGGCCUCCACAUCAAGACCGCAUAAGUGAUUGGACGUUUCCAUACACAGCGUUUAUUCCGUAGUAAACAAAGAACUGAGUUGGCACUGUGUUCGAUACGUCAUCUAACACAGUGCAAGCUUUUUA